GCCCUUUGCCCCUUUGCCUCUCCCUCUCAUCUUGUCUUUUCUUUUCUGGAUCCCCAGCUACUCACCGUCUUGCGAACAACUAACCGUACGGUACGAAGCAUAUCCCGUUCAUAUUACGUUCAUGCCCCUCCGUGCUUGAUACUCCUUCCUUGCCGCCAACAAAGUCCCUGUCAAUUCAUUUCCCACCAAGCAAAACUGCCAAUCCCUCCAUACAUCCAUACAGCCACCCGUUUCUACGCUUAUACGUUCAUACGUUCAUACGUUCAUACAUCCAUACAGCCAUACAUCCAUACAGCCAUACAUCCAUACAUCCAUACAGCCAUACAUCCAUACCUUCACACAUCCAUACAUCCAUCCAAUCUAAUCCGCAUCCACAUCUACCACCCAUUCUUCCCCUCCCCCAGCAUUUCCACCAUCUUUCUGGAUUUAGUUAACCGAAUGACCAUCCCAUACCGUCAUAAUAAAUCUCCACUAACCUCUUUCUGACCUUGAUAGCCUACUUCCACUUAUUUAGAAUAUCUAUCGCAUAUCUCUCCAAAUUAUUUCUCCCCCGACUUUCUUCUAUACCUGCCCAUCUACACACAUUAACUCGACAACUCUUGUAGAAGUCUUGUUUAUAGUGGUUUGUGCGAACAUUCAAGACGUCUUUGUCUUAUACAUCAAAAUACAACCCUCUUGUAAAGAAAUAAACAAUGGCUUCCCAACCAGAAGAUGUUUAUGCAACUCUUCUUUUGACCGACACCUACCUUCCAGGUGCUCUGGUAUUGGCACAUUCUCUACGAGAUGCUGGUACUACCAAGAAAAUCGCCGUGCUUGUCACGGUUGAUUCGGUGACCUCUGAGAGUAUGACUGAACUUCAGAGAAACUUCGACUAUGUCAUUCCCGUCGAUCGAGUUGUCAACCAAUUACCAGCCAACCUUGACCUCAUGGGCCGCCCUGAUCUUCACUCGACUUUUACCAAAAUUACAUUAUGGAAACAAACACAAUUCCGCAGAAUAGUUUACAUGGAUGCCGAUAUGGUUGCUCUUCGUGCACCAGACGAGUUGUUUGCUCUACCAAAUCCAUUUUCCGCCGCACCAGAUAUCGGAUGGCCCGACAUCUUCAACACAGGUCUUAUGGUUUUAGAUCCCAACAUGGGCGACUACUAUGCUUUGGAGGCCAUGGCAAACAGAGGAAUUUCUUUUGAUGGAGCUGAUCAAGGUUUACUUAACAUGCAUUUCAAGAAUACUUACAACCGUCUAAGCUUUACUUACAACGUCACCCCAUCCGCCCAUUACCAAUAUCUCCCAGCAUUCCAACAUUUCCAAUCUAGCAUUAGUGCCGCCCACUUUAUCGGAACGGAUAAGCCAUGGAAAGUUGGAAGACAAGCCAGUGUUGGAGCCACUCCUUACCACCAGAUGACCGGAAGAUGGUGGGCAGUUUAUGAUAAACAUUACAAGCAGACGUCGGCGACCGGAACUUCCAACGGAGCGGCACCCCUUAUUGUACAAUACCUUGUUUUUGGAGAAUUCCAGCCCCAGACCCAGGAGGACCAUUCCCAAGGAGCCCAUUGUGAGAAAUUUCUACAUUUUAAUGCAAUUAAUGAUACUACUACUACAGCAGAGGAACCAUACCAUGAUCAUGCAGAAACAAACUUGGAAAACAAAGAAGCUUAUGAUCCCCCAGUACAGGCGAAAUUGGACCAAACUCGGAACAUCUCAUAUUCACCAUGGGAUGCCAGCAAAGCACCACCACCACAAAAUUCGAGACCAGAAGCCUCGAACCUCCCCGAUAACCAUUAUGCGAUGUCCAACGAUGCUACCCCAUUCCGAGCACCAAGCCGCUACCCAGACCCCCCAAGUGACAUGUACUACGAAGUACCAAAGGCUCCAAAAUGGCAAAGACCAACACCAAUAUUCCCAUGGGAAGCUAACCCACCAGUACCCUCAAGAGUAUUCCCUGAAGAUGAUUAUGAUGACACAGCAGUACCAGAAACCCCCGUUGCCGGUUCGGUAGUCGCAACUACCGAGGAUGAAAGAAGCAUGCCCGCCACUCCUACCACUCCAACCAUGUCGAGUGUCAACGAUCCAUGGCAAGCUUAUGCUAGGGCAAAUGCGUGGGAUGAAGUUCCAGAAAUUGAGCGAUACAUUGGAAACAUGUCAAAGAAUCGCAAAGGCAACAUCCAAGUUCUUCAAGGAUACGGCACAGAGCUUGAACGGCCUAGUUUACCAGUAACACCCGCACCAGUUAGAACGCAACCUACUUUCUGGGGUGAAGAGAGAGAAGAAGAUAGCACAUUACCUCCCGCGGAAGGUGUUCCUGCACAACAAGAUUGGGACCCAGCAGCUCAACUUGAUAUGCUUGCUAGGCGUCAAUCAGAUGUUCUAGCCAACAAGUUGGAAAUUCCAACGCGCGAGAUGCCCUCGAGACCACUCCCCUUCGGAUCCGAACCAGUUAACCAAGGAGCUAUCAUUGAGGAACCUUCUUACCAUGGACCAGGAGCAGCUUGGGAGAAGGACGAUAAUUAUGCCACUAAAGAGACUCCUUUACUCCCAAGUGAAGCAGAGAAAGAUGUUUUGGAGACUUAGAGAAAGGACCAGGCCCUAAUAAAAAUUUGCACGUUUAUAUAUCCAUGUAUAUUGACUUUUACAUGUUUCUCCAGCAUGCGUUUUUGCCUUUUACUUUGCUGUGUCUGAUUUUUGAUCCCUGAUUGAGCAUUUAUGGAAUGAGCAUGGUGCUAGUGGUAUAUUUGAUUCAUGAUUGCCUUUUGCCAUUUGCCAUUUGCCAUUUAAGCUUUGAUUUGCAUUUACGUGUAAAUAGAAUUCCCGCGAGGAGUAUAUAUCUUAUCCCUUGAUUUUUUGAUGUUUUAGGAGCUAAUGACUGGGAAUUUGCCAGGAGGAAAGAAGGGAAUUUUAGGGAGGCGAGACAAGGGAACGAUGUUUAAAAGUUUGCUUGUGCGCUUGUGCUUGUGUAUUAUGGUGGCUGUGGUUGAUGGGACGAGAUUGGUACACCAGAGCUGACUAGUUUGACGAGUAUAUUUGUGGAUGGAUGGAUUGGUGAAUUGGGGCGAAUGGCUAAAUGUAAGGGAGGAGAUUUUAAUUAUGGAGCAGAUGUAAUUAUAAAGUGAAUUGUAAUGAUGAAGGGGUAUCGAAGACUGAAGGAGAAUGUGAAUGCGAAUGCAGAUGUGAAUGAGAAUGUCUGGUCUAGGCUAGAUGAUAGUCUAGAUCA
Botrytis cinerea B05.10 is the source of this 3207-nucleotide messenger RNA. RefSeq lists its product as hypothetical. Gene Ontology annotation, cellular component: cytoplasm. Lineage: Eukaryota; Fungi; Ascomycota; Leotiomycetes; Helotiales; Sclerotiniaceae. The record is from RefSeq and is a predicted model, not a curated record. Gene Ontology annotation, molecular function: glycosyltransferase activity. The coding region runs from base 693 to 2567 and encodes 624 amino acids. The transcript is spliced from 8 exons.